Messenger RNA from Trichobilharzia szidati, 1327 nucleotides. NCBI's taxonomy places the organism in Eukaryota, Metazoa, Platyhelminthes, Trematoda, Strigeidida, Schistosomatidae. The record is from the annotation of a GenBank genome assembly.
CAGUAAAGCAAAAAAGGCUGUUCGUGCUGAAUGAGAUGACGUUAUCAUUUGUUUCGUUGGUUUCUUUUCAGAAGCUUUAUUUAAUCGACGUCACUCUUUAUUGAGGUUUGAAAUUUACUUCUAUGAGACCCUGAGCAGGGUCCGCGCGCUGUUUACAAUUACUCCGCUUCACGUGUUGUUCUUAAUUUUCGGUGGAUUUCUAGCGUCGUAUCUUCAGGUACCUGUCACUAUUGGUUCAUAAUUGUUUGUUUGAAAGUGUUUAACAUAAAACAGAGUUUCAAUGCUACUUGCUCACAGUGUGUAAGGGUCUUUCAAACGUUUUUGGCUUAAAAUCUCAAGCACUGAGAUUAAUAAAAGUGAUGCUGUCAACCACUCGCCGCUGGUCUGAAAAGUUUGUUAUCAAGCAUCCCUGGCACGAUGUUGUCAGUUCUGUACAAUUUAAAUAUCCCAAUCCCUAUAACCCAAAUGUGUUAAAUAUCGAUGUCCUUAAUCGGUAUGUAGAUGCUUCAAGUGGCAUAAUGCAUAGCUGCAAAUUGAUUAACUCCUCAUGGCCAAUGUUUCACAUGGGUCACCUCAGAGCCUUGGAAUACAGCUGUGUCCAUGUUCCAGAGAAACGGAUGAUAUCUAAAACCAUAAAUAUCGAUCUUCAGGGUGUCCUCGAUGGUUUAGAACAAAUGGAGUAUACUGUACAUCCAGAAAAUAAAGACUGGACUGUGCUGGAACACUCAAUUUCAGUGGAAGCAUUUUCCCUUAUUGCAAUGUCAGCAAUAAGCAUGUGCAAACAAACUGCAUAUCAGGGUCGAGAAGCUCUAGACUGGGUUAUCAGCCAUCGGCUUCCGACUAUUCAGUCAUCCCGUAGCAGUCAGUAUCAUGAUUCGAUUCCCGCUGAUAGCACUGACUCGUCCUAUUCAGAUUCCUUACCAUCAUCAUCAAACUCAUUUGCUGCUGGACAUUCGGACUCACCUUUUCAAAAAUUUGAACAAGUUGCAGCAAGUUCACCAUCCACCAAAUCUUGUGGUUCAUCAUUCUUCACUGAAAUUUCCAGACAGAACUCCACCAAUACAAAGUUUGCUCAAGAUAUUCCUCUGUUACCUCAGCCCGAAUCUUUGGGAUCAAGAUUAGAAACAUUUUCCCGUGAUGUAUCAGUUAUUACCGAUAAUUUAGUUAAACGUUCACAACGUGUAGCACAUCUUUUCUCUCGAAUCGACGAGUAUGUAGUUAUUCUUUAAAUGAGUUUCUAGUUUAUCUUUCUUAUAUUUCUAACUACUUUCUAUACCGCUAUACUUUCAGUUGUUAUUUUUGUGUGUGUGUGUGUGUAGAACAAACA